AUGCCAACUUUUUUCUCAACUGUGGAAGUACAGGGCUUGGAAUUUCAUGGAAAGGCGUCUACAUCCAAAAAACUGGCAGAACAAGAUGCUGCAAAGAUUGCUCACACUGCCUUAAAAGAGUGUGGAAUUCAUAUGUAUGCUGCGUUUUCUUCCUCUAUCAAAGAAAAUGAAGCAGUACAAUCAACUCAUGAAUCAGACUUUGUUAAAUCCAAGCAGAAACUCAACUUUGAAGAUGAAGAUGAACCUUUGAAUGAGGAGAUAUUAGACUUUUUUAAAUCCAAGCAGAAACUCAACUCUGAAGAUGAAGAUGAAUCUUUGGAUGAGGAGAUAUUAUUUGCUAAUAUCAAAGUUAACAAUGGCAAGCACAAUGAAUCUUUUCGACUUCCCCCUAAUAAAAAAAUGAAGAUGAGCAACAUGAGCUCUUCAUCUUCUUCACCCAAAUCAUAUCAAUUUUCAGAUGCCGAUGAUACAAGUCCGGAUCAAGCCUCUGGAUCGACUAGCAUUGAGUCGCGACCAAUUGCACUCACUAAGGCCAAACGUACCAAAAAGCGUUGGCUUGCGGAUUUUUAUUAG
This is a messenger RNA of Trifolium pratense (red clover), 573 nucleotides long. RefSeq lists its product as uncharacterized. The record is from RefSeq and is a predicted model, not a curated record. NCBI's taxonomy places the organism in Eukaryota, Viridiplantae, Streptophyta, Magnoliopsida, Fabales, Fabaceae. The transcript is spliced from 4 exons. The coding region runs from base 1 to 573 and encodes 190 amino acids.